AUGUCGAAUGGCUAUUCGCAUUCGUUAGCUGCCGAUGAUUUCGGGGCUGAUGCCGAUGAAACCACGAAGAGCGAACACAGCCAAUCCGAGCCCGUCGAAUCUCAUCCUGUCUCCGAGUCCUCCCCCGAGCCCGAUGCCGCGGACGAUCUAUAUGAUGCGGAUUCUCCAGCUUCGGAUGGAGAAGAUGAUGAUGAUGUUGUGAUGGAAAACAGUGAUGAUGAAAUGGACCAGUCGAGUCGUGAAAACUCUUCAUCACCACACGCCGACCGAGGUCUCAAGCGCAAAUCGCCGCCGCCGGACGAACGCGACUAUAUUAACCAAAAUCCCGAUUUGUUCGGACUUCGUCGCAGCGGUCGCGCACGCACUACGCGUCAUCUCGUCGACUCGUCCGAAUCUGAAUCAGAUUCUGUGGCUCCGCGAUCUAAGCGCCGGCGCAAGGAGCCUUCCCAGCAGCCCUCGAAGACCUCGCGGUCGGCUACUGCCUCAUCGUUCUCGGAGACAGAUAGUGAUGAGUACGGUGGGAAAGGUGCUCGUGCCAAUAAGGCGAGGCGCCGCCGUCUCCAGCAAGCCGCGGGAAUGGAGCCCUCCUUCAACGAAGUUCGCUUCUCUACCCGGAACGCGUCCAAAGUGUCGAAUUACAACGAGGACGAAGAUGAUGGGAUAUUUGAAGAGGACCCAGAUGAGCUCGGCGAGAGCUACUGGGAUAACACUUAUGAAGAAGAUACCCGACAAGCUGUCGAUGUCGUCCUUAAUCACCGGCCUAAGGAGGGCGUCGACCCCAAAAGCCCAGAUUUGAGCCGCCAAGACUUUGAGUUCUAUAUCAAGUGGCAGGACCAGUCAUACUACCAUUCCAGUUGGGUGCCGAAUGAAGAACUUGCGAACUACCGCAGCACCCGUCGCGUGGAUAAUUAUGUUCGCAAAGUGCUCAAUGAGGACCUACGCCUUCAACACGACCCAUACGCCCCGCCGGAAGACCGAGAAAAGUGGAAUCUUGAUCGCGAGAGGGAUGUGGAGGCAAUUGAGGAUUUCAAACAGGUUGAACGAGUGAUUGGAGUUCGGGAAGAAAAUGGUAUAACAGAAUAUCUUGUCAAAUGGAAACGACUCUUCUACGACUCCUGUACAUGGGAGCCCGAGGAUCUCGUCAGCGAUAUCGCACAACGUGAAAUUGACCGCUUCAUUGAUCGCUCUGCUCGCCAUCCUGUUUCCGACAAACUGGAAUCAACCCCAGCUACACGCAAGCCGUUUGAGCCUAUUAAAGCCUCCCCAAGCUUUUUGCAAAAUGGAGAACUGAAGGAUUUCCAGGUCAAGGGCCUCAACUUUCUUGCGUUCAAUUGGGUCAGAAACCACAAUGUGGUGUUGGCUGACGAGAUGGGCUUGGGAAAGACCGUGCAAACCGUAUCGUUCAUCAACUGGAUGCGACACGUCCGUCGGCAACAGGGCCCCUUCAUUGUCAUUGUUCCUUUGUCAACGAUGCCAGCAUGGGCCGACACCUUUGAUCACUGGACACCUGACCUAAAUUAUGUGGUCUACAACGGUAGCGAAAAGGCACGAGGUGUCCUUCGUGAUUACGAGUUGAUGGUGGAUGGCAACCCCAAGCGACCAAAGUUCCACGUCCUGUUAACAACUUACGAGUACGCUAUGAAUGAUUCUCCAUUCCUAGGGCAAUUCAAGUGGCAAUUCAUGGCAGUCGACGAGGCUCAUCGUCUCAAAAAUAGAGACUCACAGCUUUACAGGCAACUGGUGGACUGGAAAUGCCAGGCCCGUCUCCUCAUCACUGGCACUCCAAUUCAGAACAACCUUGCGGAGCUGUCAUCCCUCAUGGACUUCUUGAAUCCUGGUGUCAUCAAAGUGGAUGUUGACAUGGAUCUCAACUCCGAUGCUGCGUCACAAAAGCUGGCCGAGUUGACAGAUGCCAUUCAACCCUAUAUGUUGCGGCGUACCAAGUCAAAGGUGGAGUCUGACCUUCCUCCAAAGACCGAGAAGAUUAUCCGAGUCGAGCUCUCCGAUGUUCAACUCGAGUACUAUAAGAACAUUCUCACGAAAAAUUAUGCUGCGUUGAACGAUGGUGCCAGGGGAAUGAAGCAAUCACUACUGAACAUUAUGAUGGAAUUGAAGAAGGCGAGCAACCAUCCAUUCAUGUUCCCUACGGCGGAAGCAAGGCUCCUAGACGGCCUUACCAGGCGAGAGGACAUUCUGCGUGCUAUGAUUACCAGCAGUGGAAAGAUGAUGCUGCUCGAUCAACUCCUUAGCAAGUUGAAGAAGGAUGGCCACCGAGUCUUGAUUUUCUGUCAGAUGGUCGGCAUGCUGAACAUUCUGAGCGAGUAUAUGGAGUACCGCAACUACAAAUAUCAACGGCUGGACGGCACCAUUCCUUCCGCGGCUCGUCGCUUGGCCAUUGAGCAUUACAACGCCCCUGAAAGUACAGACUUUGCAUUCCUUCUUUCCACCCGUGCAGGUGGUCUUGGAAUCAACUUGAUGACUGCGGACACCGUCGUUCUCUUUGAUUCGGACUGGAAUCCGCAAGCGGAUCUGCAGGCCAUGGCUCGAGCUCAUCGAAUUGGGCAGACCAGGCCCGUCAGUGUUUACCGCCUUGUUUCAAAGGAUACAAUCGAAGAGGAGGUCAUUGAGAGAGCCCGCAAUAAGCUUUUGCUCGAGUUCAUCACUAUUCAACGGGGUGUCACUGACAAGGAGGCCUCGGAGAUGCAGACCAAGAUGUCUCGUGUCAUCGGAGAACCUAAUUCGACGGAAGACAUCUCUCGGAUUCUCAAACGACGCGGUCAAAGGAUGUUUGAGCAAACUGACAACCAGAAAAAGCUUGAGUCGCUUGACAUUGACUCUGUUCUUGCCAAUGCCGAACUGCACCAGACCGAGGAAACGGAGCAAAUACAGGCAGACGGUGGUGAGGAGUUUUUGAAGGCCUUCGAAUUUGUUGACAUCAAGGUCGAUGAUCUUAGCUGGGAUGAAAUCAUCCCAAAGGAACAACUUGAUUCGAUCAAAGCAGAGGAGAAGCGCAAGGCGGAUGAGAAGUAUCUCGCAGAAGUCAUCGAGGAGAACCAGCCUCGUAAGCGCCAAGCUGCCACACAAUCGCGUGAUUCGCGAGAGGAACGAAAAGCCAAGCGGCAAGCUCGGGCCCAAGUCGCCAUUGACGACGAUGACGAGGAGGACAGCAGCUCUUUGGACCCAAAGCGCCCUCUCGGUGAAAAGGAAUACCGUGCUCUUUCUCGUGCUUUCCUGCGCUAUGGCGACAUGGAUGAUUGUGAAGAGCUUAUCCUCGAGGACUCUCGACUGCAAAACCGGGAUCGGGAGACUGUCAAAGCUGCUCUUCGUGAGAUGACCGACAAGGCCAACUCUCUUGUUCAUGAGAAUUUGGCGCAAAUGGACGCCCUCAAGCAAAGUGGCAAGAAUCCCACCAAGAAAGAACAAAAAGCCGUCUUGUUUGACCACCAGGGUGUCAAGCGUUUGAACGCCUGGACCAUCGUCGACCGCCCUCCUGAUAUGCGACUUGUUCGGAAAAUGACCACAUCUCUUCCAGAUUUCAAGAACUUCCGUCUGCCAGAAGCUACCAAGUUGGCUGACUACAGCUGCCCUUGGGGUGCUCGCGAGGAUGGAAUGCUCUUGGUUGGCAUCGGCCGCCACGGAUUUGGUGCUUGGACUCAGAUCCGUGACGAUACCGACUUGGGUCUUGGUGACAAGUUUUUCUUGGAGGAACACCGCGUGGAGAGGAAAACCCAGCGCCUUCAGGGCGAGGAAAAAUCUACCAAAUCCCCCGGUGCUGUUCACCUUGUCCGCCGAGCAGAAUAUUUGCUUUCGGUUCUGAGGAACAAAUACAGCAGUGGUAACAAUGCCAUCGCAAGGCGUGCGGUAGACAAUCACCACAGGAAUAACAAGCGCAACUCUCGGCUUGGCAGUGGCAGCGUGUCUGCGUCCCCUGCUCCCUCUUCUCGCAAGGGGCAUAGGGAGGUUGAUCGUGUGCGCCAGCGAUCCCAUACACAUGGCAGUCGAGAUGGUGACCGUCAUCACACACCUGGUCAUGAUCGACCGAAAUCCGGUCAUGAUGUUAAUCGUCCCCGACACCGUACUUCUGAUGUCGGCAAUGACGAGCUUCGACGUCGCAAGACCCAGGAAAACGGUGGUUCUAGCAAGGAGAAGGAAGACAUGGCUUUCAUGGUGUUCAAGCCCAUUGUGGGGAUCCUGGACAACGUUUCCAAGAUCACAGCCAAGAACUACCCGGAUAAAUCCAAGCGGGCGCAUGAGCUCCGAACUACCAUCAUGAAAAUCGGUGAUUUUAUUCGCGAAACUCUGGGAGGUGACAAGCCCAUGGCUUCCCUCGAAAAGCGACUGUGGGAUUAUGUCUCUGUCAACUAUUGGCCCAACAGGGAAGUGACUGGCUCCAAGCUACAAGCGAUGUUCCAGAAGGUCCAAGAAGCUAAAAAUGCUCCGAAACCAUCCAAUGGUACUUAG
Messenger RNA from Penicillium pulvis, 4461 nucleotides. RefSeq names its product chromatin-remodeling ATPase CHD1. Bases 1 to 4461 code for a protein of 1486 amino acids. Gene Ontology annotation, molecular function: ATP binding; ATP-dependent chromatin remodeler activity; chromatin binding. Gene Ontology annotation, biological process: nucleosome organization; regulation of transcription by RNA polymerase II. Lineage: Eukaryota; Fungi; Ascomycota; Eurotiomycetes; Eurotiales; Aspergillaceae. The transcript has 2 exons. Gene Ontology annotation, cellular component: nucleus; chromatin. The record is from RefSeq and is a predicted model, not a curated record.